Messenger RNA from Xiphias gladius (swordfish), 2068 nucleotides. It is a transcript of the gene apom, whose product is annotated as apolipoprotein M. The coding region runs from base 129 to 803 and encodes 224 amino acids. Gene Ontology annotation, biological process: high-density lipoprotein particle remodeling; high-density lipoprotein particle assembly; high-density lipoprotein particle clearance. The record is from RefSeq and is a predicted model, not a curated record. Gene Ontology annotation, cellular component: high-density lipoprotein particle; low-density lipoprotein particle; very-low-density lipoprotein particle. Gene Ontology annotation, molecular function: phospholipid binding; lipid carrier activity. NCBI's taxonomy places the organism in Eukaryota, Metazoa, Chordata, Actinopteri, Istiophoriformes, Xiphiidae. The transcript has 7 exons.
ACUAGCAAUGCUUUGUUUUUUAAGGGUUUCUGAGAGUAUCUGACCUGGCAUCAUGUUAGUUUACUAAGACUUUCUAUACUUAACUGCGCUGUUUAAGUAAUUUUAAAAGAAACAACCACCUCCUACACAUGAUGGUGACUCAGUUAGUGAGAGUGCUUUCAAACCGCAGCUGUCCCAUAUUCAGCAUGUCUCUUUUAAAGAUCGGGGGUAUUACAGUUGUACAGGCCAUCGUUCCCUGUUCCCUUCCUGAGCUGUUCCCUGCCAACACUGUCAACCGUCAGCAGUAUCUGGGGACAUGGUACUUUAAAGCAGCAGUCAGUCAUAGAGAGGCUGACAUCCAGAAGUUCAAAGCACUGGACAACACUUUGUUCAGCUUGGAGGAGACAGCCAAUGACACACUGCUGCUGACAGGACAUAUGCGCAUGGGAGAUAACUGCAUAAAGCAGACCUGGACCUAUCAUCAAAAUGCUGAAAGGGGUGAUUUGGAACUGAAGGGAAGGCCAGAGCGGAGGAACCUGCUCUGGAGCGGCAAGUGGGCGAACUGCGCCAGCUGCAUCAUUUUCCAGGAAGUGGAGCCACCUUUAAAGGAAACAGACACAGUCGACUCCCUCAACAGAUUGAUGCUGUAUGCUCGGCAGAGUGAUGUGGACUCUGAGGUGGUGACAACAUUUCUGCAAAACUCGGCUUGUAAUAACAUGUUGGCAAGUUUCAGACUACCUCAACUGAAAGGUAUGUCUUUAAGGCAGUUUCCAAAUUUGUUUGGAGAGGUUGAUGCAUCUGAAUCUCAAAAUGUUUCUUUUUAAAUCUAACAUUUAUAUCUGCAUUUACAGAGUUUUGCACCUAAAUAUUAACACUGAGGUAGGCACGAAUAUUACAUUUUACUUCUGUUGUCAUUUCGAUGAUCUUUCAUACCAAACUUGGUCCAUCCCUGCUGAUGAAAUUACAGUUCAGCCUUCCCACACUUUCUUACAGGAUGUUGCUGUGACCUUGGACACCCAAGAUAAUACGUUUAUUUCUUGUUUUCCAAGUGUAACAGUGAAAUAAAUACAUCAAAAAUACAGGCAUUUUCCCCCCUCUGGAAAUGUGUUGUUUUAUUCACUUCUAACAAGAGACAAAGAGUGAGUACCAGCAGUUUUUUAAAUAUCUGAAGAUAUAUAAUGAGAACCAUUGAUUUGUGGUGUCAGCCUUUGUGCCUUUCACUUUCAGUAAAAAGAACCACAGGUGCAACAGCUUGAGUUGAGUAAAGAAAAACACCUUUGUGGGGGAGGAUCCACCCAGCAAAACCCCAGGGAUUUCCCAUGAUGCCACUGAACAGAAAUACCUGUUCACAUAACUUGAAUGAAGGUUCAUUCAUGAACAAUUCAGUAAUGGCUUAACUGUAAUUACACACUCAGAUAUACUCGGUUUGCUGGAGUUUAAUAACAAAUCCUCAAAGAAACAUUAUUUAAAAAACCCGAAAGUGGCGGGUCAAAUGUGAUGCAUUUUAUAUAAAUACUGAUUCAUUAAGACUUUUAAGUAAUGUUACGGAUUGGUUUCAAAUAAAUAAAUGACUUUUUUGCUGCUUAGUGUUGCAAUUAGAUAUAAUGCAGAUUUUAUUCAUGCACAGUUCAUGAAAGUUUUGUUAUUAACAUGGAGUUUUCCUCAGAAAAAUCUCUCUCCUGCACAGGAAGUGACAGUUGUUACAUUCAGAAAACAAGCAACAACAGUUUAUUCAGAAUAAACAUAAGUAAAAUCAUGUGAGCAGAAACAUGUUUGUGUCCUUGCUCUUGUUACCACAGUAACUAAUAAUCCAGUCACUUCCACCUUCUUUGUAACUCACCUUUACUCAGGGCCAAACAUAACGCAGCAUGAUUGUGUAAUCCAUGUUUAUCUCUGCCUCAUCACCGCUCAGCAUGACACAGUGAUGACGGCACGCACCGAGUGUACGACAAUCUCUCAAACAUGUAAGUAGUAAACAAAUAAAGGUCACUUAGUAACGCAUUUGUUGGUGAGAUAGACUAGGGUGGGGGAAAUUCUUUGGGAGAUGAAAACAAAGAUACACAUGAUAGUAAAACAAAUGAGGAAACAA